AUGGCCGGGGAGCUGUCGGCCGAGGCCGCCGAGGCAGACAUGAAGGCAGCCGAGCUGGGGCUGGGAAUGGAGGCGGGCAUGGCGGCGUGGCACGCCAUCUGGGACAAGCUCGUGGGCAGUGAGAAGGACGCGUUCAAGCGCAAGAUGGACGCCUGCGACGGCGCCUACAAGACGUUGCAGCCCGUCCUGACCGACUGGAACACGUGGCUCAUGACACACUGUCCUGACUGCCAGUCGUUCGGCACAACCCGCGCCGGCGGCGUCACCAUCUCCAUGUUCCAGGCGUUCGAGGUCGCGCCGGCCCUCACGACGGCUACCCGGACGGUUAAUGCGCCGGGGCUCAGUCCGCUUACCGAGAAGCUCGAGGAGUUGUGUAACAAAAUGCUGCAAGAGUCCAAUGCCAUCGCGAGUGACUUUACGGAGAUGAGGGCGAAGGAUCUGAAGGAUCAUAAGGCGGAGCUUGAGGGUGUGCUGAAGACUCUCUAG
Molecule: messenger RNA, 486 nt
Organism: Clonostachys rhizophaga
Lineage: Eukaryota; Fungi; Ascomycota; Sordariomycetes; Hypocreales; Bionectriaceae
Source: the annotation of a GenBank genome assembly